UCAAAAUUUAUUUGUUUUUCCACUUAGGUGAUCCCAUCGCCUGCAUCAAUGAUGGCUCCAUACCAAUGCAUGUUAUCAACACUUUCUGUUGGAUUACAUACACAUUCACCAUACCUGGUCAACAGCAUCGACAGAUCGGUACCGACGUGGCAGCGCAUGGUUUGGGCAAUGAGUUUGGACAGGAGAAACGUUACCACAGCUAUUAUCAAUGGGUGCCAUUCGUAUUAUUCCUUCAGGGACUCAUGUUUUACGUUCCACACUGGAUUUGGAAGAAUUUAGAGGAUGGUAAAAUGCGCAAUAUCACUGAAGGUUUGCGCGGCUUCAUCACUAUACCCGAGGAAUAUCGCAAGGAUCGCCAGACGCGUAUCAUUAAAUAUCUGAUGGAU
Molecule: messenger RNA, 386 nt
Organism: Rhagoletis zephyria (snowberry fruit fly)
Lineage: Eukaryota; Metazoa; Arthropoda; Insecta; Diptera; Tephritidae
Product: innexin inx3-like
Biological process (GO): phototransduction
Cellular component (GO): plasma membrane; gap junction
Molecular function (GO): gap junction channel activity
Source: RefSeq, a predicted model, not a curated record